Molecule: messenger RNA, 2942 nt
Organism: Protopterus annectens (West African lungfish)
Lineage: Eukaryota; Metazoa; Chordata; Ceratodontiformes; Protopteridae
Product: gastrula zinc finger protein XlCGF57.1-like
Exons: 4
Coding region: 158-1600 (480 amino acids)
Biological process (GO): regulation of DNA-templated transcription
Molecular function (GO): RNA polymerase II cis-regulatory region sequence-specific DNA binding; DNA-binding transcription factor activity, RNA polymerase II-specific
Source: RefSeq, a predicted model, not a curated record
GUUGAGUGUUACUUUACAAAAACUUGUUUGAAAGAGGUUUUGUUCUUGUGCAGAAAAUUAUAAAAACAUUUUGAUUUUCUGUGACUGUUUAUCACUCCCCAGGUUCCUAGUUUUUGCAUUCAGCAGUCGCCUGACUUCCUGAAGAGUCUGAUUCAUCAUGAAGUUGGAGGUUCCGCAAAGCUUUGAAGAUGUUGCCGUUGGGUUUUCAGGAGAUGAGUGGGAGAUGCUGAGUAAGCUGCAGAAAGAGCUGCACAGAGAUGUGAUGGUACAGAACUACAUGAACAUGAUUUCAGUAGGGUAUACAAUCCCAGCGGAACAACUUUGGUUGUUUAUUAUGAAAGAUGAGGCAAUUACGUCUGAUGACACAGACCGAGGAAUGACAGUGCAGCAAAAGCAACUUCUUGGUAACAGUACCACCAUCACCAGGAAUGUGGAUUUCACUAAGAUCCGAAGUCUACAGUCAUUCAAAGGGGAACACCACGAUUCUGAAUAUGACAAAUUCGUCCCAGAUAAGAAGUCAGUCAUAAGACAAGACCUAAUGCAAGCUGGAACCAGAUACCCUAAAUGCUUGCAAAGUAGUAAGAGGGUUAUCAGUAAAACUGAAAUAAAGAAGCAUAUGAAAAUGUGUACAGGAGAAAGACAGUGCAAAUGGAAUACUGACAACUGCAUCUCAUUGCUUGAUGAUAAUAACUUAACUGCUAAUAAAAUUUGCAGUGAAAAAAGACAAAAGAACACAUUGCAAACACAUGAGCAAAUGUGUGGCAGAAAGAAACCAUAUGAAUGUACCAGGUGUGUCAAGAGUUUUACUGGUAAAAAAAGAUUAGCAGGACAGAAGAUUAUUCAUUUCGAACAGCAACUGCAUAAAUACACGACAUGUGACAAGAAUUUUACAGAUAAGACCAUGUUAAGAGCACAUCACCUUAUCCAAAAUGGACAGGAUCCUUAUAAGUGUACCAAGUGUGGAAAGUGUUUUAGUGAUAUGAAAUGUUUGACAGCACAUCAGAGUUGCCACAGAAAGAAAAAAACAUAUAAAUGCACUGUGUGUGACAAGCAUUUUGGAUACAAAUACAAUAUGGUGAGUCAUCAGAGGAUCCAUACUGGGCAGAAGUCCUAUAAAUGCAAUAUGUGUGACAAGAGUUUUUUAUACAGAACCUCUAUGCUAAGUCACCAGAGCAUCCACACUGGGCAGAAACCAUAUAAAUGCACCAUGUGUGACAAGAGUUUUGGCUAUAGAUACAGUAUGUUGACACAUCAGAUGAUCCACACUGGGCAAAAACCAUAUAAUUGCAGUAUGUGUGACAAGAGUUUCAAAAAUAAAACUACUAUGUUAAGUCACCAGGUCAUCCAUACUGGGCAGAAACCAUAUAAGUGCACUGUGUGUGAUAAGAGUUUUGCAUACAAAAACAGUGUGGUGAGUCAUCAGAGAAUCCACACUGGACAGAAACCGUACAAAUGCACUAUGUGUGACAAGAGUUUUGCAUACAAAAACAGUGUGGUGAGUCAUCAAAGGAGCCACAGUAGAUCACAGGGAUCAUGCCACAGUAGAUCACAGGGUUCAUGCCACAGUAGAUCACAGAAAUCAUUCCGUACCAAGAGCUAAGGUGGCAGAAAGAAGGAAACGUGUGGUUCAAGUGACAAAAAAGCAAAAGCAUCAUUGGUUAUUGAAAUUGCUACAGCCAUUGACUAUAGAGACACAUAAACUUAUAAGACUUAAAGUUGUAAAAUAUUAAACAUGCAAGCAGAAAGUAGAGCAAGUGGAGUAAGGACACAUAGUCCCAUUUGUAGUAACAUCUGGAUUAAUCAAAAUAAUUUUAAAGCUUAUUUAGAGAUUCACAAAGUGUAUUACCCAGUAUGAACUGCAAAAAGAAUAGUUCUGGGUACAUUGCACGCUCUAAGAAGAGCAUUCUUGGCAAACAUCAAAGACUGAAGCAGAAUUCAUUUCAUGAACUUUGAUUAUGCCUUACCUUAGGAAAGGGAUCCAUUCUUUUCAAGGUAUGUAAAAAAUAAACAUUUGGAGAAGUUAAACAAAAGCAUAAAUUUUAUAAAUUCACCAUGUAUGCUGAGUUUUAUACAGAAAAGUAACAUGGUACAUCAACAGUAUGUCAACUCUUGUGAAAAAAAGGAGAUGUUUGAACUAAAUUCAAUGUCAGGCUGUGGCGUGUGCUUUAAUGUGAUGGACUAUGAUAUUUACUAAAUCUUAUCAACACAAAGCAGGUAUAUCUACUGUCACAAAGAUACAGAGAAUGAUAAAUGAGCUGAGUGCACUCGUCUUAGAAAGAAAAUGUGCCCAGAAUAAAAAGAAAAGCUGGGUGCAUUCAUCUUGGAAUAAAAACGUGCCCAACCUUGGUAAAGUGACUAGGACCAGUGCUGUUAGAAAAUGUUCUAUACAGUAUUUUAAGAAUGUGAGAGCUCUUGACCUGGGACCCUGCUAGGUCAUGUUCUAAGAGAUUCCAUUGUGCCAACAGAAAUUAAAAAAAUUGUAAAUCCAGGCAAGCGGCUUGAAAACCAUGAGAUGGACACUUAAGAACCAAAAAAUAAAUCAUAUUUUAUUUCUUUACAAUAAAACCAGAGUUUCUCAAAAGGGGUUACACGGCAAGAAUAGGGAAAAUAUAAAAGAGGCAACUGAAUGAAAUGUAAAACUGUCAAGAAUUGCAGAUGCCAGUCUAAGAUCACUUAAUAAGAAAACUUUGAGUGAAUUACAACAAAGUAUUCCAAGAGCAGGAAGAAGGUCCUGGGUAUUUACAACUUUAAGAGAGGAGUAAACUUGAGACAAUAAGAAACUUAAUUUAGUACAGCUCACAUACAGAAAAUAAGUCAGUGCUGUUAUAACUAAAGAAGGACCAACGUUAUUUGAAGAUACAUAUAGUCAGAUACCCAGACAUAAUUAAUAUUCCAAAAAGAGAAUAACAUGCAUACGUCUAAUAUAGUGAUCAUUAAUACGA